Messenger RNA from Pseudo-nitzschia multistriata, 3703 nucleotides. The record is from the annotation of a GenBank genome assembly. Lineage: Eukaryota; Bacillariophyta; Bacillariophyceae; Bacillariales; Bacillariaceae.
AAAAAAUCAACUUGCGAUGGAAGUGAGAGGACACAACUCUCUCCUCUGCCAAUAAAAAGCACCAUCAAAGAAAUAGUUCAUCCAAAUUGACUUCCCURCCCAGAUUAAAGGUCGUACGCAGAACUCAAUGGCGUCGAAGUCCGUGGUUGCGACCGCGACACGAGCGGAAGAGGCACCAAAACAAUCUUCUUUAUUGUCAUCGAUUCCUUCCGAAACAACGCAAGAARCAAUGGACGAAAAGAAAUCGAGGAAAAAGCCACUGUCGACUCACGAACGCAKUCCUAAUAGCAACGGAAAGAUUGGCAGGAACGGGAGCCAAGAUGGCGAGAUUGGUAGUCACAGUCGAUCCUCUUUCACCGACAAAAGAGUUCUACCGAAUCGACCGGCGCACGAAAUCGCCCGAGAUACAAAACGGAUAUUGGAAAUAUGUUAUGGUCCAAAGCAGGAUGAAGGGGCCACGUCGAUUGCAGUUGACAACGAAUUAGUGUCUAAGGUUUCUUUGAAAAAUGAAGGCACCGAUGAUAGCGCUAGGAAGAAAACAACGAAACAUGGGAAGAAGAGAAGAAGACGAAAAAGCGAAAAUGGAUCUACUGAUGAUACAGUUUCAGAGUCAAUAAGAAACAKAGAUGCCGAAGUGGUGAGAGAGAAAGUUGAAAAUAUCCAAGGUGCAGCAAGGAGAUCUGGGACUACGAAGAAAAAKAGACGGAAGAAAAAGACGACAACGAAAACCGACGAAACUGCUUCUAUCGUGACCGUCGAUGCCACAGGAAAAGUCGUUCGCAAACGUCGAAAAAUAAAGGGACGCCAUAGGGUAGUGAAACAAGAGUUCAUUAAAAAAGGAAAAGACRCAAAAAUUGAACUUGCUACUAUCUCGGAAGGUUCGGAUUUCGAGGGGGAGGACAUUGACGAUSAAAGCGAGGUUGAAAAUGAGAACCAAAGUUACAAACCAAAUAUGAAGUGCAGUGAUGAGGAAGGCGAAAGUGAGAAAUACGAAGACAGYUUUGAUGAAACAAUCGAUACWAAUAGUGAAACUGGAAAUAUUCAAGACRCAGAAAAUGAGGGUAACGAAGAGCAAGAUAUUACGCGUCUCAAUGACAUCAAUAGGGCCGAUGGAGUAUUGCCUGUAGCAGAUCAAAGCCUUGCCUCUUCUCAGACUAUGGAUCAUGCUUCAGGUGCUUCGAAUAAUGAAAGAGGUAUCGUUCCAAGAAACGAGAAUGUUGUAGAGCAGGCCACAGACAAUGGAGUUGUCGACGCGACACCGGCGACAAUUGACUUCGAUGUUGAGGCYGGUCUAGCGGACACGCAACAGUCCGUUGCAUCCGUUGACUCAACAGCAUGUACUUCGACUGCCGAAGAAGAAAACAGAAGAGCAAGAAAACGUGUUCCAUUUUUUGGAAAUUUUCGGAACUUGGKUUUUGCUGGCUUGAUAUUUUUKCUAUUUGUCACAGCGCUGACGGUGAUGGUGGUAUAUUUUGUUUCGCCCAAAGGAACAAAUAGCGAGAAUCCAAUUUUGUYUCCAUCAUCUGAACCGACCAGUAAGUCGCAGCCAGAAGAUCUCACGUUCUCAAGACCAUCACAGCCUCCAAUUUCUGCACCCACUUCAGCGCCAACAACAAUUUAYGGUACUUCUUCAGUUUCCUGCCAGCAGCCAGAAAGAAAAUCAGGAGUGCAAAUACAGGAGGCUGAAUACGCACCAGAACAUUUUGGAAAUACUACUAUUGGAAACGAAAACAAUGGAUACUGUGGAGAAGGCUACGUAACAAAUUUAGCAACAUCCGGGUCAGGCUUSGAAUUUUUACCUUUUAGUGUGARUGUAACCGGAUACUAUCGAGUUGCUAUUCGAUACAACAAUGCGGACAAAACUGGGAAAUAUCUGGACCUUCAAAUCAACGACUUGAAAGAAGGUAUUUUUGAUCUAAUACCAACUGGAAACGAAUCAACAUGGAUGGUUCAAGGUGUCAAUGACAUUUUGUUGAGUGAAGGGAAACAUGUAAUACGAGUAUCAACCGAAUCGAACAACUCAAACGGACUCAAUAUUGAUUGGCUGAGCCUAUCAUUCCAAAAGUCGAUGUCCCGAUUCGACUAUCUCAUCGAUGUAUUAGAUAACGAURGCAAUGUGACGGAGCUCUCUCAAUCUCAAAGUUUAGCCCUACAAUGGAUGUCAGGUGAGGACACAAUCGACUUGUCGACUCUCACAAAUCAAGAGAUUAUCGAGAGAUUAGCCCUAGUGGAUGUAUAUUAUUCAACAACCGGUGAUACUUGGUCCAAUAACAAUCAGUGGCUUUCUGAGUUUCAUGCAUGUAGUUGGUAUGGCGUCGCCUGCUCUAAAGAUAAGCUUGUGACAGACUUGAUGCUUGGUAAGUAUCUCCAUAUACUAUUUGGUAACCAGAAUUGGCGAGGAUGUGACUAGACUUCCGACGGAUUACUCAUUAGCUUUCUUUUUCAAAAAAUCCCAUAACAUUGACGGUGCUUUAAGACAAUAACGGGUUGGUUGGUCGUAUUCCAACGAGUCUUUCCUUACUUCCRAACCUUAUUUUGAUCUCUCUAGACACCAACAGUUUGGAAGACGAGAUUCCAACGCAGAUAGGAAUAUUGGACAAUCUAAGAAAUCUUUAUUUGCACGCAAAUUUUCUGACCGGACCCAUUCCUUCCGAAUUCGGUUCGCUCACAAAUCUAGAAAUUCUUGAUCUGCGUGCAAAUUAUUUGAACGGCCAGAUUCCUGAGGAACUAUAUUCCAUGGUUGGUCUUGAAAGUUUCGCACUAUCAUCGAACGAUUUAGGGGGGACACUGUCUACUAAUAUUGGAAAACUGAUAUCUUUGUUGCAUCUGGACUUACAGAAUGUUCAACUAACUGGGCCGAUACCAUCAGARUUAGGGAACCUAAUACUUUUGUCAAGUCUCUCUCUCGGCUACAACGAAUUUUCUGGAUCGAUUCCAAGGGAGCUUGGGCUCUUAUCUAACCUAUCGAUCCUGGACCUAAGUAAGUAGCGCUGUGUUUUUGGGGCACUAGUUCAAGGGUCGAUACGAGCAAGUUAUGACACAAAUACUAAUAUUACUUUCGUAAUUAUUAUUCGUCCCCUCAAAUCAGAUUCGAAUCGGUUGACUGGAAUUCCACCCCCAGAACUGAAUCUUUUGGAGGACACAAUCAUUGAUUAUUGUAAGUAGCUCAUGCUAAUUGUUGUAGUUUGAAACUCACUGCAAUUGUUGAAGAAGGAAUAGUACUUACAGAAAGACUCUGUCGUUUUSUUUUCGUAGACGGCAACGACAUAGUUUUAUGAGUGAUAUGAGCAUGACAUGAAGAAUAUUGACUUUUUCCAGAGGUGCCGUGACGAAAAAUUCAGCUAACAUUCUGGUAAAAAUUGAUGGGGAAAAGAGCAAUUUCAGCUUUCGACCAUGCAUAACGGAUCUCUUAGCUGCACAGAAAUACGAAUUUGGGUUUAAGCUMGUACAUAUGGCAGYAUUGUAUCAUAGAUACAUCAUGAGUUUCAUUAUGCAACAUUGAUGAUAGACUGAUACCAUAUCAUUUGCUAUAAUUAGGACCCCGUUGCAAGCUCCAUUUAGCCUUACGAAGGGAGUAUCAUCAAGUAUCAUUACGGAUAACGAUGAAAUCAGAGAUAGAAAGAUACUACUAGUAGAGUAGAGUAGUACUCCCCUGUAAUUCUCUGGGGGGGAACCCCAGUGGUAAUACACUCAGUCUUAAUUA